UCUCUCUCUCAAAAAGUCUGGAGAGAGGAAUAAAAAAAAAAAAAAACAAAGAAGAGGAAAUCCAUAGAGAGAAUCAGGUGAUGGUCGUCUUUGCCAAUUUCCUUUCAAUUUUUAAUCUUUCCUCUCCAGAAUUUUCCUUCAUAUCUUUUUUUCUUUCUUUCUUUUUCAUCGAAUGUAAUCAUUUCACGAGUUUUUAGAGAUUCCAAAGAUCUCUGAAACCAAAAAUCUUCUAUCUUGUCUUCCCCUUCUAUCUUUCUUCUUCAAAACAGGUCUCUCUGUUUCCUUAUUGUCUGUUCUUCAAUAUCUUCUUUCUGGGUUCUUUGAUUAAGCUUGGUUUCUUGAUUAAUUAACGAUUUCUGUUGGCGUUUUGAUCCCUGCGUUUUUUCUUAAUAUUUAUGAGUGGAGGCAUUUCUUGAUCAUCUUAUCUAUUCCCAAAUUUUUCAAUUUUUUAUGCUACUUCGUUUUUUAAUCUUUAUCGGAACAUUUCUUUGCGUCCAGCUAAUAUUUCAUGCCUGUAACUUUAUAGGUCUCUGUUUCUUUUCUUCCAAGUUUUCUCUGUUUUUUCAGGAAUUUUUGCAGAUGGGUUGUGCAAGCUCAAAACAAAAGCGUUGCCGGCGUUGCCGGCGCAGCCACGUACCCCAUUCUCCGAUGCCACGGAGCUACUCAAUGCAUUUGGUUCAUCCGCGGCAGGAGAAAGGCAAUAACUACCAUUUGGUGGCUCUCACUUCCACCACAUCAAGCUCUCUGCCGCUCAAUUCACCAUCCAAUUGCAAGAACCACAUCAAUUUUGCUGCUGAUAUUUUAACAGCAAAAGGCAAUGAUGAAGAGAAUAAGAAUUUGCGUGAUGGGCAACUUGGGAUUUCAAAUAAUAAGGAAUUGAAGAGCAAGGAAUUUUCAAUGGGUUUAAUCAAAGCCAAGGCUUGGUCUAAUACAAUCCAAGAAAAAAUUCCCAAAAUUGUCCCAAGAACACCUGUUAGAACGCCGCCUGGAGAGCCUGAAACCAUCAAUGCUUGGGAGUUGAUGGCGGGUCUUGAAGAAGAUGAUGAUUCUGCUAAUAAAUCUAAUCGGUUUCGCAGUCUCUCUUUCGAUUGUUCUAGCGAUCCAGCCCCAGUUUCUGAUUGCCCUCAAUUGAAUGGCACCACGCCAAACAAGUCUCAAACUAAUUGCAAAUCACUCUGGCUUCAAAUAGCAGAUGAAGAAGCAAAUUCCAAGUCUAUCCCAGAAUUCGACCCUGAAAUCAUUUCCACUUUCAGAAAAGCUCUCGAGGAUCUCUCUCCCACUCAUCCAUUUCACCUCAAUCCACCGGACUCCGAGAAACAACCAACGCCUUCUCCUCCCUCAGCCGGCGACAAUGAUAUUAUGAAGGAUUUCUGUAAAGGAGAGAACGAGAAGGAGAAGGUGGUGCUGUACUUUACAAGCCUACGAGGGAUUCGCAAAACCCACGAAGAUUGCUGCCAUGUGAGGAUAAUCUUAAAAGGCUUAGGUGUUCGAACUGAUGAACGAGACGUAUCAAUGCAUUCAGGGUACAAGGAGGAGUUGAAAGAAUUACUGGGGGCAAGGUUUCGAGAAGGAGGACUGCCCAAGGUGUUUUUAGGAAGAAAAUACAUCGGCGGAGCUGACGAGAUACGGCAGCUGCAUGAAGAAGGGCAGCUGGAGAAACUGCUUAAAGGGUGUGGCUGUGAAAUGGCGGAGGCCAUUGGAGGUGGAGCUUGUGAAGCUUGUGGGGAUGUGAGGUUUGUGCCAUGUGAGACGUGCUUUGGGAGUUGUAAGUUAUACUAUGAACGUGACGACGACCUAGAAGAGGAAGAAGAAGAAGAAGAAGAAGAAUAUGACGAUGAUGAUUAUGGGUUUCAACGUUGCCCUGAUUGUAAUGAGAAUGGACUAAUACGUUGCCCAGUUUGUUGUUACUGAUUUUUUCUCCGCUGCCGGAAAAUUUAGACAUCGGAACUUCAAUUGAUAUCUGUUUUAUUAUGGAUUCAAUACAUAAUUAUGUAAAUUUUAUGUAUUUAAUAGUAAAUUUUGUUAUAUAUAUAUAUUUUUUGUGUUUUGAAUUCAUUAUAGAUAGAAUUUAAACAAGAGAAAUCUUGUCUUUAGUUUGUGUUGUAUUUUUUGAGGGUGGGGGA
Molecule: messenger RNA, 2123 nt
Organism: Manihot esculenta (cassava)
Lineage: Eukaryota; Viridiplantae; Streptophyta; Magnoliopsida; Malpighiales; Euphorbiaceae
Exons: 1
Coding region: 451-1911 (486 amino acids)
Source: RefSeq, a predicted model, not a curated record